AAUGCAUGUCAAAAAAGAGGAGAGCCGGAGUUAAGGGAGUAAAAACGUUAGAGAACUUCUUUACUAAAGAAGCUGCAAAAUGUUUACCUGAACCUACAGGCUCUAUUCUGACCGUAUCAAAUGACGAUGAACAGGAUCAAUAUGACGGCGCGGACGCAAUUGUUUCUGAGAAUGAAAGUGAUGACUUUGAUAUCGGUAGUCCAUCAGCUACAGCUUUCCCAGCUUACUUGGAAAAGGAAGACUGCGGUGGAGAAAUAAUAGAACGCGGUUCUGUUGAAUUCGAAGGCGGGAAAAGCGAAGUCCCUACCUCAAAUGACGAAGACGACACUGAGGAUCUUACAGCUGAUGAUUUGAUAUCCUGCACUGUGUAAGUUUUACCAAUGAAC
Molecule: messenger RNA, 386 nt
Organism: Pocillopora damicornis (cauliflower coral)
Lineage: Eukaryota; Metazoa; Cnidaria; Anthozoa; Scleractinia; Pocilloporidae
Source: RefSeq, a predicted model, not a curated record